UGACUCUGUCCCCUGCACACAACUGCUGGAGUUGGGUUCCACUGAUUCAUGCAUUAAAGAUAAAGCAGUGGAAGGGGAAUGUAGCCGAGCCCCGCACUAACUAAUGUAUCAGCAGCUCUCUCUCUCCCUCAGAGCAGGACAGGCUGUCGACAAAGUGAAAUGUUAUAACUAACAAAGGUCCAGGCUGCUGUGUUUGUACUUUGCAUCACUGAUGCUCUGGAGGGAGCAUCUGUCCCAGGAAUGGCCAGAAGAGCUGCAGCACUGGUCCUUGAUGGGUGAGUGGCCGUCGCACGCUGGCACCUGCUCGGCAUCAUGGAGCUUCCUCGACGCUUGAACUGGACACGGAAUCGACCCUGGAGGCCUCAUGUCUACCACAGGGAGUUCACUCGAGUGUCGCCCUGCAUUCCGGAGAUCAUGGCGGCUGGCACCCACUCCCCCGGAGGGCCCAAUGGCAUAAUCCGGAGUCAGUCAUUCGCUGGCUUCAGCACGCUACAAGAACGGCGCUCUCGGUGUAACUCCUUCAUGGGGAACGCGGUGCAGAAAAAGCCUCAGUCCAAGCCCAAGAAGCCGAACCUGUCGGGGCAUAAGGGAGGCAGCAGCUCCAGAGAGCCUCAGCCUAAACGACUGGAGGAAGUUUACACUGCACUCAAACAAGGCCUGGAUGAGUAUCUGGAAGUUCAUCAAACAGAGCUGGACAAACUCAUGUCUCUGAUGAAGGAUAUGAAGAGGAACUCUCGCCUGGGAGUGCUGUACGAUCUUGACAAGCAAAUCAAAACCAUCGAGAGGUACAUGAGACGUCUGGAGUUUCACAUGAGCAAGGUGGACGAGCUGUACGAGGCCUUCUGCAUCCAGAGCCGUCUGCGAGAAGGUGCCAGCCGCAUGAAGCAGGCCUUCUCCUCCUCUCCCUCCACUAAAGGCACCAAGGAGAGCAUCGCGGAGGUCAACCGUCGAUACAAGGAAUACACUGAGAACAUGAGCACAUUUGAGAGCGAACUGGAAAACCUGCUCGGAGAGUUUCAUAUCAAAAUGAAAGGAUUGGCAGGCUUUGCUAGACUCUGUCCUGGAGACCAGUAUGAGAUCUUCAUGCGGUACGGUCGUCAGAGGUGGAAGCUGAAGGGCAGGAUCGAAGUGAACUCCAGACAGAGUUGGGACGGAGACGAGAUGGUCUUCAUGCCUCUCAUCACGGACCUUAUCAACAUCAAGGUGACGGAGCUGAAGGGCCUGGCCACUCACAUGCUGGUGGGCAGCGUGAUCUGUGAGACCAAGGAGCUGUUUACUGCCAUGCCUCAAGUGGUGGCUGUGGACGUCAAUGACCUGGGGACAAUUAAACUCAACCUGGAGGUCAUGUGGUACCCCUUCGAUGUGGAGGACCUGACCCUGUCGUCUGGAAACCUGAGCAAAGCCACAGCUCUCCAGAGACGAGUGUCAAUCUACAGCCAGGGAACACCAGAGACCCCCACCUUCCAGGACACCUCCUUCUUUUGGCGGCCAAAACCCGUGGAGCGCCAGCGCCUCUCCUUCCUGCACAUGCUGCGAGACACCCUGCUAGAGAAACUAAGGCGCAGUCGCUCGUUUGGUGACCUGGCCUCACUUCGGCCAAGGCCUAAGUCCAGUCUGGAGGUCUAUUCCACUUUACCAGAUGAUAUCUUUGAAAAUGGCAGCUGCGGCGUGGCUGAAUGCAAGCGUCUCUCCUUCACCUUCUCCGACACCUCUGGCUCCAUGUCCAGCCCCAGCCCCGCCCCAAGCUCCCACUCCCAUGCCCAGUCCAACCCAGAGAUCACCGUCACUCCUCCAGAGACAGAAACAUCAUCUGCACAAAUCCUCCCAACCAGAGAGGACUCUAUCGCAGAGGAGCAUUUGGUGGAGGAAGAGGAGGAGGAUGAGUAUGACGAGGAGAUGGGCAGUAGAGGAAGUAGGGGCACAAGCCCCAGCCUCGCCAGUGAUGAAGCUGAGGUGGCUGAGGACUCGGAGUGGGAGCAAACGGAGUCUCAGAGAAAUUCUGGCUCCAACUGUGGUUCUGCCGCUCCAUCUUUGUGCUCUGAGAGUCACUUAUCUACGGUGGCUCCAGAGGAUGUUUUUCUGGACCACGCUGAUGAACUGAAACCUGUGGAGCUGGACACAGAGGAGGCGGGCAGCCUGACCAAGCAGCUCGUGAAGAGACUGACAUCUUCUGAAAUAGUGUCACCCAGCGGGAGCUCCACUGAGGGUGGAGGGAGCCUGAGCUGGGCAGGAGAGGGGAGCAGAGCUUUUCUGGAAAGCAGCCUGGAGGAGGCCAUUCACAGUCUGCUCAUGAGGCUGGAGUCAUUGACUCACCGCUGCCGAGAGCUGCAGGACCUGGAACAGGAAGUGAUGCGUCUGGAGGACCUGUUAAAGUGUCGACUUCCAGGCCACAGAAGCAGAUCUUCCAGCCUCAGUCUGACAGUGGAGAGUGCACUGGAGAGCUUCGACUUCCUCAACACGUCUGACUUCGAUGACGAAGAUACUGGAGACGAUAACGCCGUCCUCGGCAGCAUUCCACCACAGAGGUCUCCGCUUUUUGAUGUAGACGGAGAGAGGAUUGGGGUCCAGCAUCCAGAAGCUAGAGGACACCUGAGCGAAGCCCUGACAGAAGACACCGGUGUAGGCAACAGCGUGGCUGGAAGCCCCCUGCCACUAACAACUGGAAACGAGAACCUGGACGUGGCCAUCGUCAUCCACCUGCAGUACUGUAAUCACCUCAUACAGCUGUUGACGAACGGGCCAAGUGUGUGGCAGCGUUGCAGUGUGCUCCUCAAACUCUCCACACAGACUCAGCUGUUAGAGGAGUUAGCAGAGAUCAGUGUGGACAGACUGGGAACUAUCACAUCUGCUACUGAUGUUCUCCCGGGCCUCGCCGAGCGCCCACAGCUGAUGACUCUGUGGUCAGAGUGCAGCGGGUCUGCAGGACUUUUCCACACCACACUGGACAGAGUGUUCAAACACAUGCAUCGGCGCUACACGGCAGUGCUGCAGGAGAGGCAGCCACACAGCGCUGACACAGUGAUUGGUGUUGUAGUGGGUGAGAUGGUCGACAGGAGCGACCUGGUGAUGUCACACAGUCCCCCCGCCUCGGCACUGUCCCAGGAUGUCCUCACUGUGUUUCAGUUCCACAGCUAUAUCAUACAACAUGAGGUUCAGGACAUGGAGACACACCUGCUGCACCUGGCCAGAGAGGAGGUGUUUGCAGAGACUCUGCAGAGUGGGGAUUGUUCUCGGUGUUUAGUGGAAAUGGAGGUGGUGCCUUUGUCAUCACUGUGGCCUAAAAACAGCACUCUCAGGGCGCUGGCCUCCCUGCUCACUGCAGCCAACCCUCAGGUCAACAAGGCCGCGGCCGAUUACCUCUCUUCGGGAGCAUCACGCAGCCACUUCAGGAGCAGGGCUGUGGAGUGCUACACACAGGCACUAUCAGAGGCUGGAGGUCUGAGCCAGAGGGCAGCGUGUUCAGCUCUCAGCUGUCUGCAGGCUGUGGAGAGCAUCAGGGCGGUGGUGGCGCUGUGUGAUGCGGCUGAUGAGGAGCUUCGCCAUGUCGCCAUAGAAACGCUGCUCACAUUUGGUGAGGAGGGCCGACUGGCGUACGAGCAGCUGGACAGAGUACCGGGGGAGAUGGUCCGUCUGGGCACGCGGCGAGGAAACGCCGUCACCACGGCCUUCUGAGCUUUCUGUGUCGCAGAGAAGAUAAUGUACUACACCUGAGCCUGUGACCUCUGAGGACAACACUGCCGCACUGCACGUCUCACAGGGCUCUUGGUUACUGAUCACUUUACUGAUCUGCUCAUUGGAACAGACCUAAAAUAUCUCAACCCUCCACUGCCUCCUGUAAAGGAACUAACCGCAAACAAACUGUCUUAACCACCGAAACACAACCUGUACCCCCUCCUGUAUGCACACUCACACACAGACGCACCUUGGUCCACUUUCACACACACCCACCCACCCUUCCUCCCCCUGCUUUCUGAGCCACACACUGGUCACACUGAGUUUUAACUUUGACUGGACACGAAGCCACUUAAAGCUGCAAAAGACUGGAGAACAGGCGACGCAUCCUCACCCUUCACACAAACUCUCACUUCACCGAUGACCUUCCAUGUGCGUCCUCACUGUGUGCUAAUUAUGUUUAAGUUGGUGGUGUUGGUGUUGGGAAAUGUUUUUGGCGCUUUCAUAAGAUUUGCACUCGUGUAAAAACAAAUGCAUGUAAAUAGGGCAUAUUUUACACAGCCGGUGUUGUAUGUACGGUUUUACUCAAAAUGUAUUUUUAAGUUUUGAUUUCAGGUACGUUCCAUUUUGAGUUUCAGGGAUUCUUGUAUGGUUGAAAGUGUGCUGUGUGGCUGUGGAGUUUGGCUUGUGGUAACGUGGUGAAAGAGCACUUUGCAGUUUUGAACAGAGUUACGUAGACCUCAGUUGUGUUAUCAGCAGAAAAGGAGUCAAAAGCAGCUCAGAGGGUGAAUUUUGAGCUCUGAGCGCUCUCAUAUUUGCAGCUGAACAAGUGCAAUUUUUUUCUGUACAUAGCUGACAUGAGAAGACAAGUCAGCCUUUUGACCAUUUGAGCCUUGAUGUAGUCGAGCAGGCUGGUUCCACAUUACUCUAUUUUGUAAAUGUAAUUUUCCUACCAGGUAAGGAGCCAGUCGAGGGCAAUAAAUUCAGUUUAAGAGCAUGUGACUGUACAGAGAGACGCGGCCUCUUGGACAGAGUUGGCUGUAGGUUGUAGCCUUAGUCGUGGCUAUCUGCACAUGUAUUCAGUAUGUGAGUAGGAAUUCCACUUUUUCUGUGAGAAAGUGCAGAAUGAAGUGUUGUGUUUGGUACGUCGUGGGUCGUCUUUGUUUCCCCUGCCUCCUAACUGGAAAUGUGGGAACUCUUGACGUGACUCAAACUUUUGUCAUUGUAACUGUACUACUGAGUCCAGUGAGGCGGUAAAAACCCACAUUUGCGCUCACCUAUUUAUUAUUUACUCCUUGUGAUUCUAAUAUGCUUUUCUGUUCUCGAACAGUUGACAUUGUUUUGUAAAUAUGUUUGACGUUUGUCCAGGAUUUGAAAUAGUUACGUUUAAAAAAAGGCCUCCGUGUCAUUACCAUGCAACUGAUCUCAUGCUUAACUUAAAUUUGAAUAUUAUUUUGAAACAAAUUGUAUUAUAUUAAUAAUUAUUAUUUUUGAGAAGAUUUAGAUUUGCUCAUAAUCUAAUAGUGUUAUACAUUUAUUUUCCAAUGAAAGGUCCCAAAAGCAAUGGGACAAAAUAUUUAGGAAGGUUUUCUUAAUUAGAUUAAAUGUAACCAAAGGAAGAAUUGAUUUUAAAAUUGUCAUAAAUAAUUCAUCUCGGAGAAUGUAUUUUCAAUACAACACUGCCAUUUUGGCGAGAAUGCUGAGACAUAAAUCUUAAGAAGCACAAGAAUCCACAAAUCCAGCUACAUUUGGCUCUAAUUGCACAGCUCUAAAGCCAUAUUAAUUAAAAACAAGUGGUAAUAUUUCUAUGAAAUGUAUUUUUUUCUUUUGUAUUAUCUGUAAAUGUGUGAAGUUGUUACUAAAAGCUGAUUUUGUUUUUCUAUACAUUUUACAAAAUGCAGUCCAUGUUUUGAGUACAGUUGCAGUAUUUUGGUCUCGUAUCAAAUU
Molecule: messenger RNA, 5619 nt
Organism: Solea solea (common sole)
Lineage: Eukaryota; Metazoa; Chordata; Actinopteri; Pleuronectiformes; Soleidae
Gene: ripor2
Product: RHO family interacting cell polarization regulator 2
Exons: 23
Coding region: 313-3672 (1119 amino acids)
Source: RefSeq, a predicted model, not a curated record